AUGAGGGACGAGGUGGAGGAGCUGCUCACCCGGCUCAGUACGGAGGUGCAUGAUGAAGUCAGCGCCGAGCUGGUCAACGCCGAUCACACGGCGCUCCUGCUGCUGCGCCAGGUGUUCGUGCAGGCGCAGAAGUGGCACCUGCGGCUCGACUCACACGUGGAACAGCUGGAGGACAAGGAGCUGAUCGACCUGGUGAAGACGUUCGAGGAGGACGAGCUGGCCGGCAAGCCCCGCGGUAAGGUCUGUCUGGCGCCGCUCAACGACGACAAGGCGUUGAAUGAGCUGCUCAAGCUCGGCGACGAGAAGGGCAAGCUCAUCGAGCGCAUCCAGAGCAUCGAAGCUCAGGCGUCAGAGCUGGCCUCCGAGAAGGGAGAGCUGAACUCGGAGCUCGGCAAGCUGCGGUCGGAGCUGGAGUUCCUGCGCUCCUCCAAGGACAACGUCUCCAAGGAGCAGCUGGAACAGAUCCAGGGCCAGGCUAGCACCGUGCAACGCGAGCUGGAGGCCAGCCUGCAGCAGUCCGAGUUCAGCAAGACGCUGCUGGCCGACGAGCUGGACACCACUAAGCACAAGCUGCAGGAGAUACGCUCCCAGCUGGAGCUGGCUGAAAUGGAACUGGAUCACAAGUUUCAGCAGACUGCUGCGUAUAGAAACAUGAAGAAGCUGCUGAUGGAAAAGAAUUCCAAAAUUAAAGAGCUCAGGUCGAAGUUGUCUGGUUACGAGAAGGAGGAUGUUAAGGAGGAGGAGGAGUGA
Molecule: messenger RNA, 750 nt
Organism: Pollicipes pollicipes
Lineage: Eukaryota; Metazoa; Arthropoda; Thecostraca; Pollicipedomorpha; Pollicipedidae
Product: leucine zipper transcription factor-like protein 1
Exons: 6
Coding region: 1-750 (249 amino acids)
Biological process (GO): negative regulation of protein localization to cilium
Cellular component (GO): cytoplasm
Source: RefSeq, a predicted model, not a curated record